GCGGUGAUGACGUCAGGCUCAGCGCGAUGGCGGUGGUGGUCCCGGCUCUGCGGUGCUCGCUGUUGCAGCGCCGGCCCCUCCGCUGCGGGCCGGGUCCGCGGGCUGUGGCCGGCGCGGGCGCUGCCCUCAGGCCGUGCAGCACGCGGGGGGCGCCCGGCGGCAUCAACAAGCCCGUCAUAGACCGCAUCAUCCGCGUGGACCAUGCCGGGGAGUUCGGCGCGAACCGCAUCUAUGCGGGGCAAAUGGCCGUGCUGGGCAGGUCCAGCGUGGGACCCGUCAUCCAGCACAUGUGGAAUCAAGAAAAAGACCACCUGAAAAAGUUCAAUGAGCUCAUGGUUGCAUACAGAGUUCGACCCACUGUUUUAUUGCCUUUCUGGAACGUAGCAGGUUUUGUUUUAGGGGCUGGAAGUGCUUUGCUUGGAAAGAAGGGUGCAAUGGCUUGCACAGUGGCUGUGGAAGAGAGUAUAUCAGAGCACUACAACAACCAGAUCAGAACUCUCAUAGAAGAGGAUCCAGAAAAGUACAAAGAGCUAUUGCAGGUCAUAAAGCAGUUCCGGGAUGAAGAGCAGGAGCACCACGACAUUGGGCUUGAGCACGAUGCUGAAGCUACACCAGCUUACUCUGUUUUGAAGACAGUCAUACAACUUGGAUGCAAAGCUGCAAUAUUUUUAUCAGAAAGAAUUUAGUUAUAUUUUUCAUAAUAGUUAUGGCAAUAAACUGUGACACAAAAGCAUAUGGAAAUUGUGGAAGACUCAGCUAUUUUAUUUAGCCUUCUAAAUUUUUCUGCCUCAAGCACUUGGUUCAGCCAUCCUUUGUCACAUUGAGUCUCCAUUUAAAAAGUACCUAUAUUAAAGUCACUUGAGCUAAAUGUGGAUAAAGGUGGCAAAAUUGAGUCUGUGUGAACUGAACCUCCCUAUUCAGAGACUGUUCACAAGGUGGCAGCACAGCAUGUAUGUACAUGGUUUAUACAUACAGUUUAUUAGUGUAUGGAUGCACACACAAAAAUAACAAUUACAAUCUCUGUUGCCUUCAAAUUUAUGUGUACUUGAAGUAAGCUGGAACAGCUCAUUUUAAAAUAUUUAAUACAACCAAGAAGAAUAUUUUUUCUGUUUCCAGGGUGAGUGAAGUAAUAGUAAAUAUUUAUUUUCAGUCCAUCUUGAAUAAAAAUUGGUAUUAUAAGACCA
This is a messenger RNA of Pyrgilauda ruficollis (rufous-necked snowfinch), 1184 nucleotides long. RefSeq names its product coenzyme Q7, hydroxylase (gene COQ7). Gene Ontology annotation, molecular function: 3-demethoxyubiquinol 3-hydroxylase activity. Gene Ontology annotation, cellular component: mitochondrial inner membrane; nucleus. The transcript is spliced from 6 exons. Lineage: Eukaryota; Metazoa; Chordata; Aves; Passeriformes; Passeridae. Gene Ontology annotation, biological process: regulation of gene expression; ubiquinone biosynthetic process; determination of adult lifespan. The record is from RefSeq and is a predicted model, not a curated record. The coding region runs from base 27 to 686 and encodes 219 amino acids.